ACCAAUGCUAGCCCGAGCAGCAGGGAAGCACAGCGGGGGAUACCUCCCGCUGCCCGCAUCGUCCCGGCUGGCCGGCCGUCUCUUGGGCUACCCAGCCGCCGUUCCCCUCCCGCGCGGCGAGGUGGAAGCCGCGGCGGCGCUGCCCCGGGGUUUGCAGGAGGGGCCCGGGCCAGCGGGCUGUGAGUGCGGCUUGCACGGGGCUGCAGAGCAGGUGGCCCCGCGGUGCUUAUGCGAUCGCUCCUGUGCAAUCGGCCGAGCCGCGCUGGCUGCGGACGGGCAGCGGCUGGAGGCCUGGCGGAAGCGCGUGGCAGCGGGUCCCCGCUGGGGCGCUCCCUGGGGGCGGCCCGUGCAAGUCCCCAGAGCUCCCCUCGGCCCCGUGGGCGAGCUGGCCCCGCCCCGUCCCCGGCCUGUCCCCCGGCAGCUCGGAUGGCCGGGGGCGGGAAGUGAGCUCAGCGCUGGGCGCGCCCGGGCCGUGACCGGCGCUGGGGGAGUCCGGCUCGCCGCCUCCCUCCGGCCAUGGCGCGCUGGGCUGGGCUCCCGCUGCUGCUCUGUUGCCUCGGGCCUCUGCUGUGCGGCGCUGCGGGGCGGAGCCGGGCGCCUCGGGAAGCGGAGCCGGGCGCCGCCGCGCCGGGGCUGCCGCCGGGCAGGGCCGGGAGCGACCUCUCCGGGCAGUACUGGCGGUACCUGGCCUGCCGGCUGUGGCGGGAAGGCUGCGAGCAGCCGCAGGAAGAGGGCAGCCGGGAGUCGCAGGGUUCAGCUGAAGAAGCAGAUAAGCGAGACAGUGCAGCUCUGCAAGCAGUCAUUGUUCAUCUUCGAUGAGACAGAGAAGCUUCACUCUGGCCUGCUGGAUGCCAUCAAACCCUAUGUGGAUCACUAUGACAGCAUCAAUGAGGUGGAUUACAGGAGAUCCAUUUUCCUCUUCCUCAGUAACAUUGGUGGGAACAUUAUCAACCAGGUGACCCUGGACUUCUGGCGAGCUGGACGGGCCAGGGAGGAGAUCACCAUGGAAUACUUGGAGCAGCACCUGUGCAUGGAGCUGCUUGAGUCCACAGAUGGUGGCUUUGCCCACAGCCACCUCCUUGAAGAGAACCUCAUUGACUUCUUUGUGCCAUUCCUGCCCCUGGAGAAUCACCAUGUGAAGCUGUGUGUUCGGGAUGCUUUUCUGGCCCGCAGCCUUCCAUACACUGAGGAGGUGCUGGACGAGGUGGUCAGGAUGAUGGUAUUUCUCCCCAAAGAGGAGAAGCUUUUCUCUGCACAAGGUUGUAAAUCCGUGGCUCACCGCAUCAACUAUUUCCUACCCUGACUGUGAGGGGGAACUUUACCAGUGACCAGCAUGGCUGCUUGCUGCACGGAGAGACCUGCUCCUCUCGCAUGAGCAGAUUGAAAAUUUACCCACUUGCACAGUGAUGGGAACUUUUGAAGUCCCUCAAAACUUGAGAGAGGCCUCCAAGGGUUACUCUCAUUGUCAUACUUGUAUGGCACCUGUGUAGCCUUGAGCUGGUAGAAGGCUGGGCUGGCUGUACCUUUCUUGCCCACUCAAAGGCCCAUCUCUUAGCAGUUAGCUUAGAGCAGAAGAAAUGAUUAGCUGUUGGUAAAUGAAGAAUUCUGGCUGGCAAAUAGUGGUCUACUUCACACAAGCAGAGUUGGUCUGGGACCUUGGUUUAUUGUGGUGUGGGGGGUCUUGGGAUUGCUUAGUACCUUCAGUUGGAAAGUCUGAAGAGGUCAUAGAAGUCACUUCCUUGCUUCCUCUCCUCUGGGCCUCUCCCCCCCAUGCAUCAUUUCCAGCACCUGCAAAGUAAAACAGUGAUGGAGAAAAACCUAAACUUGGCUAUGGAGCAGAGUGAGAAUGUGUGUCCCAGGAACCUUCUUACCAAGCCAUCUGUUGUUAACCAGCUAUUGGAGAGGAUGGCCAGGAGCCUGCACAGAUGAUGGUACACACAGCUUGAAUAGAGACUAGGACUAAGAUUCACAUCUGCAGCCUCCACCUACUGUGGGCAUUCCAGAUGUAUAACACUGAACUUGCUCUUUGGUGACAUUCUCUCAUUUGGAGUAUGGAAAAAUGGUUCCUGACAAUUUGUUUAAUAUAAAGAUUAAAAAAACUUUUUUUUAA
Messenger RNA from Caretta caretta (loggerhead turtle), 2110 nucleotides. NCBI's taxonomy places the organism in Eukaryota, Metazoa, Chordata, Testudines, Cheloniidae. The record is from RefSeq and is a predicted model, not a curated record.